GAUUCCUGCUGGCCUGAACAUGGGCGACUCUGACCUGACCUAUAUCUCCGGCCCUUAUUUAAAUCCUGUCUUGGUAUCCUGGUAUCCUGGCAUCCUGGUCGAUGGACUAGCAUUGUACUAGCAUUGUCCCCAAAAGGCAAUUUCUUUUUCUUUUCUUUUCUUUUUUUUUUCUUGAGCCUGGUCCUCCACCAAAACCAAAGUAAUAAAUAAAAAGUGACUCCCAUCCUCCCCCCUCCGGGUGCAUUCACUUGGUCUCACAGACUUUGGUCCAGGUUCAUUUCACUGGCACUGAUUACCUUUUCUUCCUUUUCCCUUCCCUUCCCUCCUCCCCCUCCCCCGCGCCUCUCCCUCUCCUUUGGCCAACAUCCCUACCCUUUUCCCACCUUAUUCCUCUCGCGCCAUCGGUCGAUCUUCUGUGCCAAAGGACACCAACCCCGGGUCUCACCCCCAUUCAUAGCUGAGAGCCUCCACCAUGGAGAAAGAUUACAUUGAGCCCAAGUCGGAGGCCAAGUCGGCGCCCUCUUCGUCCGGCGACGCUCCUCCGGCGUACGGUUAUUCGGAGGCCACCAAAGGAAGCCUUGGACAGCGGAUCCUGGACAGCUUUAAGAGAGAUCCCAAUGCACAAAUCACAGCGCAUGCCGAGCAUGGAGCUGAUGGAGACAACUUUGAUAUGGAAAAUGCUGCCCAGAACACGGCUGCUGCCCCGCUGCAACGCAAGCUGAAAGGCCGUCACCUCCAGAUGAUCGCUAUUGGUGGUUCGAUCGGUACUGGUCUCUUCGUUGGUUCUGGAAGUGUUCUUGCCGAAGGAGGUCCCGCGUCCGUCCUUAUCGCCUAUGCUUUGAUCGGAUGCAUGCUUUACUGCACCGUGCACGCGCUGGGUGAAAUGGCCGUCCUUUUCCCCGUGGCAGGUUCCUUCUCGCACUACUCGACUCGGUUCAUUGAUCCUGCAUGGGGCUUCGCUAUGGGUUGGAACUAUGCUCUUCAGUGGCUUGUCACCCUGCCCACGGAAAUUGUCGCCGCCUCGUUGACCGUGGGCUACUGGAACUCGGGUAUCUCCAAUGCCGCUUGGGUCGCCAUCUUCUGGGUGUUGAUCGUGUCAAUCAACUUGUUCGGUGUCAAGGGCUAUGGUGAAGCGGAGUUUGUCUUCUCCAUUGUGAAGGUCACUGCCGUGGUUGGCUUUAUCAUUCUGGGUAUCAUUCUGAACUGUGGUGGUGGCCCUCAUGGUGGAUACAUUGGAGGAAAGUACUGGCAAAACCCCGGUGCCUUCAACGAUGGAUUCAAGGGUCUUUGCAGUGUCUUCGUGAAUGCUGCUUUCGCAUUUGCCGGUACGGAACUGGUCGGUCUUGCCGCCGCGGAGACUGCCAACCCCAGAAAGUCCCUGCCCACCGCCAUCAAGCAGGUGUUUUGGCGUAUCACCCUCUUCUACAUCGUCUCUCUCACCUUGGUCGGCCUUCUCGUCCCCUACAACGACCCCCGGCUUCUGGACGGGACAUCCAGCGCUGAUGCCAAAGCGUCCCCAUUCGUCAUCGCCAUCGUCAACGCAGGCAUUUCGGGGCUUCCCUCUGUCAUGAACGUCGUGAUCAUGAUUGCUGUGCUUUCCGUGGGUAACGCAUCUGUUUACGGUUGUUCUAGAACUCUGGCUGCUCUUGCCGCGCAAAACCAGGCUCCUCAGUUCCUCGCCUAUAUCGACCGCAAGGGUCGUCCUCUCUGGGCUCUACUUCUAUCCUCCGUGUUUGGCUUGAUCGCGUUCAUCGCCGCGUCUUCCAAGGAAGCCACCGCGCUCGACUGGAUGAUGGCCAUCUCCGGUCUCUCGUCCAUCUUCACCUGGGGGUCGAUUUGCCUGUGCCACAUCCGCUUCCGCCGGGCCUGGAAGCUACAAGGACACAGCCUGGACGAAUUGGCUUUCAGAUCCCAGCCUGGUGUCAUUGGGUCGUGGGUUGGCUUCAUCUUCAACUGCCUGGUUUUGGUCGCCCAGUUCUGGGUUGCGUUUGCGCCCGAAGGGUACGCCAGCAUGUCGGCUUCGGGGCUGGUUUCGAACUUCUUCGAGGACUACCUUGCGGCGCCCGUUGUGAUUCUCUUCUACAUCCCUUACAAGUUUUGGUACAAGACUCCCUUUGUCCGGGCUAAGGACAUGGAUCUCCAGACGGGUCGCCGCGACCUGGACAUUCAGGACCUGAUCGAGCAGGAGCGGGCCGAGCAGGCGGCUUGGCCGGUGUGGAAGAAGGUAUGGAACUUCUUCUGCUAGGCCUCGGUCCGGCUAUUUCUGGGUCUUGGAGUUCCAUGGAUAAGAUGAUACCUUUUUCUCUUUCUUUUUCUUGAAAUUAUGUAUGAUUAUGAUCAUGUCUCCCUGUUCAGUGAUCUAUGAAUGUCCAUAAACCUGCAUGUUGUGUUAGCGCUGAUGCGCAGCAUCGGAUGGCGAAUAUUGACUAAUUGAAUGCUCGUUGUGAU
Aspergillus heteromorphus CBS 117.55 is the source of this 2448-nucleotide messenger RNA. Its product is annotated as amino acid permease GAP1. Bases 473 to 2245 code for a protein of 590 amino acids. Gene Ontology annotation, biological process: amino acid transmembrane transport. The record is from RefSeq and is a predicted model, not a curated record. The transcript has 3 exons. Gene Ontology annotation, molecular function: amino acid transmembrane transporter activity. NCBI's taxonomy places the organism in Eukaryota, Fungi, Ascomycota, Eurotiomycetes, Eurotiales, Aspergillaceae. Gene Ontology annotation, cellular component: membrane.